CAUCCUAAAGAAAGAGAAGGGAGAUGCCAGCAGUGAGGCCAGGUGGGUGGCUUGCUGCUUUUAAGGGGACAAAGAGAAAAAGAGUUAAUUGUUGUGAAUUGCUGUAUCAGCUUCUCUUCUUAACUGCAAGCAGAUAAUGGAAUCUGCUGUGUGAAACAGCUGCAUCUGUUCCCUUAGGUUUAGGGAUAAAGGGACCUUGCCCUCAAGGUGUGAUUUGGGUUGGGUUUGCUGUCUGGAGAUUGUCCCCCAUGCUGUCAUCCAGGAACUUCUCAGGAACCACUCCAGGCUUAGAAACAGAUGCUAAAAAGUCAGUUUUAGUCAAUAGGUCUAGAAAUUGUUGAAAAUUUACAUUUCCUUUUUGGGCUUUUGUCAGGUGUUUGUGAAAACAGAGUCCCACCAGGUUUCCUGGAAGUAGAGAGAGAGCUCAUAGGAUUUAUCAUUAGCUGUUAUUAGAAAAUUACUGGAUUAGGUAUUUUCCUGUUAUUUCAGCAAGGCUGUCCUUACAAAAACAAAUGUUAAAAGGAACAUUCUUUUGUUCUCACAGUGCCUUCCAGUUAGGCAAAUUCUGUGGCUUUUUUAUUGUGCAAUGAUUAUUAAGGAAGAAGUCACCAUUAGAAAGAUACUUGGUCCUUGACGCCCUAUCUUAAUCCUGCACAGGUUUUUUUGUGGUAUUCCCAAGCAAACAAAAAUAACUGCAUGAAUGUCCCAUCUCUAUAGGAAGAAUUAAAUACGGUGUUUCAAAUCAGUUUUAUCACCCAGCCAGGUUCUUUUUGCCUAUUGCACAGAGAAAGAGGCAAUGCACCCAGACAGCAGCAAUUCAGCAGAUAAAGAGUUUAUUUAUUUGUUUGGCAGCUGAAUGCAGAGGGGGCGACAUUUCUCAAAUCUGCCUCUUGAAAAGCUUUGGGCUGGGAGUUUUAAGGGGAAUUGGGCAAGCAGGGGGUGUCGGGAAUUGGCAUUGCUGAUUGAUCGGGUUCAGGGUGAAAUCAGGUACGUAGAAACCGCAUUCUUGCACUGAGUCAGCUCCUAUGACCAUGCGGGUCAUAGGAGCUACUGAGUCAGUUCCAAGGUAGGGAUCACUGAUCUGGUCCGUGUCCCAGGGCCCAUAGGAAUGCAGGCUCUGGGAAACCUCUUAAAAGGCAGCCUCAGGUUUUGCAAUAGAAGUGUUAUCUACACCAGUGCUUAAGGGAAGUUGUAAAUCAUGUGACCAAACUCUGAAGGGGGCUAGGGUCAGGAGCUGGCCAGUUCUUACCUUGUCCAGCUUUACCGGUCCAAGAGGAAGAAGCAUAGCCUGUCGUGUGAGGGGGAGGACAGCGGCCCCUCUGGCAAACGUGGAGCAAGCUGUCCUGAAAUGGAAAAUCCCAUGAUCAGGGCACCGGGAGCUCGGCCUGAGAGAGGCUGUGGAUGGAAGCUGUCAGGUGUGGCUCCACAAGUCCACACUUCCUGAGGCCUCGCCUGUCACUCAGCCUCAGGGGGCGGGGCCCGGGGCAGUAUCCAAUCAGGGUCGCUGGGCGGGGCCUGCGCACUGGCCCCUGAAACAGGCCGCGGGAAGGAGGCGGCGACCUUCAACCCCUGUUCCCUCCCGCCUGAGUCGCUCUGGCGGCGGGCCGGGUUCCGCCGCUCCGCUCCGACAGUCUCUGGUGCCUCCGCGACGGCUUCCGUCGCGCCGUCCCCUACGCGGUGAACUGCGCCGUCUCCAGAGCAGGGGCGAGGGCGCCGGACGGCACCUCGGAAGGCGGGAGAUGGACUCAGUGGCCUUUAAGGAUGUGGCUGUUAACUUCACUAAGGAGGAGUGGGCUUUGCUGGAUCCUUCUCAGAAGAAGCUCUACAGAGAUGUGAUGUGGGAAACCUUGAGGAACCUGGCUGCUAUAGGGAAAAAAUGGAAAGACCAGAACAUUGAAGAUCAGUACAAAAAUCUCAGGAGAAAUCUAAGAAUUCGAAUGGCAGAGAGACUCUGUGAAAGUCAACAAGGUAGUGAGUAUGGAGAAAACUUAAGCCAGAUUCCAGAUCAUAUGCGGAACAAGAAAACUGGAGCAAAACCUUGUGAAAGCAGUGUGUGUGGAGAAGUCUCCGUUGGUCACUCAACCCUUAACAGUCAUAUGAGAGCUGACACUGGACACAAACCAUACAAAUUUAAGGAAUAUAGAAAACAGGCAUACACACGUAAGCAACAUGAGAAAGACUUCAGUUAUCGCUACUCUUUUCAAACACAUGAAGGGCCUUCCACUGGAAAGAAACCCUAUCACUGUAAGGAAUGUGGAAAAACCUUUGUUUAUCUCACAAAUUUUCAAAAACACAUGGUAAUGCACAGUAGGGAUGGAUGUUAUAAAUGUGAGUUAUGUGGAAAAGCCUUUGCUUCUCUCAAUCCAUAUCUUGUACAUGAAAGACUUCACAACGGUGAGAAAGCAUAUGAAUGUAAACAUUGUGGUAAAGCUUUUGGUUGUUCUCGUUCCCUUCAAGUACAUGAAAGGAUUCACAUUGAAGGGAAAGCAUAUGAAUGUAAACAGUGUGGUAAAGCUUUUUUUCGCUCCAGUUCCCUUCAAGUACAUGAAAGGACUCACACUGGAGAAAAGCCAUAUGAAUGUAAGGAAUGUGGGAAAGCCUUCAUUUACUACACUUCCUUUCAAAGACAUAAAAGGACUCACACUAAAGAGAAGCUGUAUGAAUGUAACCAAUGUGGGAAAGCAUUUUAUGAUUGGCCAAGUGUUCAAAGGCACACUGGAGAUGGACCUUAUAAAUGUAAGAUAUGUGGGGAAGCCUUCUGUUCUCCUACUUCAUUUCAAAAACAUAAUAGGACUCAUAUUAGAGAGAAACUCUGUGAAUGUAAGAUAUGUGGUAAAGUCUAUCGUGUUUACUCUUCCCUUCAAUAUCAUAAAAGUACUCAUAGUGGAGAGAAACCCUAUGAAUGUAAGAUAUGUGGUAAAGCCGUUAGUUCCAUAUACAUUCGAAUACAUGAAAGGAUUCACACUGGAGAGAAACCCUAUGAGUGUAAAAUAUGUGAUAAAGCCUUUCAUGGUUACUCUUCCUUUCAAUAUCAUAAAAGGAGUCACAGUGGAAAGAAACCCUAUGAAUGUAAGAUAUGUGGUAAAGCGUUUACUAGUUCCACAUACAUUCGAAUACAUGAAAGGAGUCACAGUGGAGAGAAACCCUUUGUAUGUAAGAUAUGUGGUAAAGGCUUUUGUGGUUAUUCAUUCAAUAUCAUAAAAGUACUCACAGUGGAGAGAAACCUAUGA
Microcebus murinus (gray mouse lemur) is the source of this 3230-nucleotide messenger RNA. RefSeq lists its product as uncharacterized. Lineage: Eukaryota; Metazoa; Chordata; Mammalia; Primates; Cheirogaleidae. The record is from RefSeq and is a predicted model, not a curated record. Gene Ontology annotation, cellular component: nucleus. Gene Ontology annotation, biological process: regulation of transcription by RNA polymerase II. Gene Ontology annotation, molecular function: RNA polymerase II transcription regulatory region sequence-specific DNA binding; DNA-binding transcription factor activity, RNA polymerase II-specific.